GAAACCACUUGUUAUUGUGUUGUGAUCUUAAUUAAUUAAAAAAACUUCAAAUUAACAUACAUUCCAUAUUUAGCUAGUAUCCCAAAAUCUGACCAGAUGGUGGUGAAAGUUUAUAUUUCCGGAAUAUCUGGAAAUCAUGAAAUCCGGAAGCGGCAGCAGCGGGUCCUCUUCAUCCUGUCCUCCCUGAAGAUAGAAUUUGAAGUCAUUGACAUCACAGAGAUGGGCAAAGAGGAGGAUCGUGAGUUUAUGCGCUCACAGUGCAAGCUUCACGAGAAAGAGCCUGCCUUGCCACCCCAGAUCUUCAAUGAAGAAGUUUAUUGUGGGGACUAUGAAGACUUUGAAGUUGCCAACGAAACUUCAUGUCUGAUGCAGUUCUUGAAGCUGCCGGCGACAGGAAGGGAACGGUCAAUGUCAGGCCAACUAAUGAGUAAUGUUGAAACUGGAGAAAGUGAAGCUUUGAAAGCAUGAAUAUCUGUAUUGUGACCCAUGGACUAUGUGAUUGACUCUUGCAUUUUUGUGCUCACUUCGAUACAUGCAUUACCCCCCGGAGUUUGAGUCUUGUCUUAGUAGUAUUUUUUUUUUAACAUUUUGUACCUUUAUGCUUCAUUUGAUAAAUUUGAGUUGAUUUUUUAUAUAGUAUUUAAAUUUUAUUGCACUGUUACAAUUACUUUGCUCAUGCCAAAAUUUUUGGCAAGAUAUGAAUUUUUGUAAUUAACGUAACCUAACUGAUUUUAUCGAUAUUUGUUAUUAUUUAUUUAUAUUUUAAGUGUGUCAAGAACGUUCAUGCUUUUGUUUUGGGACCAUGAUAGUAUUGAAAUAUAUUUUAAAGUAUGUGUUGUAUCAAGUAUGCGAGGCGCUUUUGUAAACAAGCUGUAUAUUGUGCUUUGCUGCAGUGACUUUAAUCGCUCAGUUGUUUAUAAUGAGAUCUUAAAUUCUGACUUAAAAUGAUCUUUCAUACAAAAAGUUUUCUCCUUUUCUACAAAAUUCAAUGUUUGGAAGGGUUUUAAAACAAAAUAGCAAAACUAAGAUAGACAAAACAACAUAACUGUGCAAAACUAUAUUUUGUGGUGAAAUUGCAUUUUAUGAGAACAAUGCCAAACGUUUAAAAAAUUAAGAUGAAGGUAAAAAGAAAUUAAUAUCUUAUGUUAUUAUUUUUACUUAAAUUGUUAAUUAUUAAUCUUCUACUGAAAUUAAAACAAGAAAAUCAGCUUUUCAACUAUAUUAAUUUUGAAGGGUGUUAUUUUCGUAGCUUUAAUAGCAAACAUCUCGCAGUCAUCAUGUGUGCAUGGUUCUUCUUCAUAUUUAGUUGCUUAAUUACAUUCAGGCCUCAUAUGUCAUCAUGUGAAAUAAGUAUUUGUUUUUGGCAGUUUUAUCAAGAUAUUCACUCUAUUUCACUUUUUAAAAAACAGACAUGGCUGCAAGAUCUUCCGUCACUUGAAGCUUUUCCCUCUUGAUGAAACUUCGAGUUGAAAAUUACGAUGCACCAAAAAAGUAGACGAAAUUUUUGUAAUGAAUUUUUUUCAAUGACUAAUAUAUGUAACCCCCCCCCCCCCCAUCUCUCACUUUAAAGAAAUGUUACAAAAAACUUCAAUUCUGCAUUUUUAAGUAAUUAAGCUUUAAGUUAUAAGGAUCUACUUUCAGCAUCUAUUUUGGCAGGUGUGACAGUUGUGAAAAGAUGGGAGAUAACACAUUUGUGGAACUACAUCAGUUUCAGUAAAUAAUUGAUUAAUACAUUAGUAUUACUAUUUUUGCUGUUACUUAAAUACUAUUAAAGUAAUAUAAUACUCCUACCUGCAUACCUAUUUUAUUCCAUAUGAAGGAAUAUUCUGUAAAUCCUGUGAACAUGGGGCCUUAUAAAAAAUGCUUUGUUAAUGUGUAUAAUAUUUUUGUAAAAUCAAUAAAAUUUGUCAGAUGAUAAAAAUGCCCCAUCAGAUAACAUUGCAGUGUUUAAUAGAAAAAAAUAUUGAUUUUAACACAAUUUUACUGUUUAUUAUUUUGUGUUUUGACAAAUGUCUUAAAUGCCUGUCAUAUUUGCUUCAAAAUUUGAAAAUUAAUGAUAUGACAUUGAUGACAAAACAUUAUACCUUCAUAAUUAAAACAUCUGUACACUAAAGCGUCUUUUUUUAAUUAUUAGUUUUGUUUUUUCAAUUCAUAUCCUUAUAGGAUGAGUGAAUUCAUUUUGCUGGGCCUGUAUUUUUUAACUAUAUUUUUUGAAGUGUCAACACAAAAUCAAUAAUGAUAAGAAUAAAUAUACUUUAUUUUCUGAUGAAGUAAGCAAACUUUGAGAGAUUGAUUCCAUUAUUUUUUCUACAACUUUUAAUUUUUUCACCUGAACAAUUCAUUAAACUAAAAAUUUAAUAUUUAAUGAGUAAAACUGUAUAACUCAAGAAAUAAACCUCAUUUAAAGCAAAUUAAUGAAAAAUAGAUAGAGGUGCAGUUACAUGUACUUCAAAAUGAAUUACAAGGAAGAAACUUACAGAUAGGGCUUAAGCUAUAAAGUACUUACUACUAAGAGUACAUAAUUACGAAAAAUUACAAUUAGCAUUUUAAUGGGGAGAAAGUGAUAUUGUUAUUCCACUUAACAUUUGCUUUUUAGAGUUUGCAAAAAUGUCAAACAUUUAAACUUUUGCAAUAGUUGAAUUUAGUGAAAUAAAAAUAAUUUACAAGUAACAUAAAAAAAAAACAAGUGCUUAAUAUACACAUUUUAAAAAUAUAAAAUAUUCAAACACCAAUGUAAAUAAGAACUUUUAAGUACUAUACUUUAUUUUUCAAAUAAAGAAAAUGAACAAUUAAAAAUUAAUAUUCUAAUUUUAAUACAAGCAAUAGCAAUUAAAACAAUCUUUUAUUUUUAAACUAAAAGGAACAAAAUAUUUACAUUAAUUUAAAAUAUAGAUACCACUCAUAAUACAGUACAUUAAAAAUGAUAACUAUUAUUCUGUCUGCUCAUUGGGGAAAACUAUAUGUUUUGACUGUUAACACUUUCUACUAGCUUUUUAUAGGGUUUUUUUUUAUUUUUAAUUUACACAGUUUAAGUCUACUCUUUUGGAUAAAUAAUUAUAGAAAUAUUUUCCCAAUGGAACAGAUUUCAUGUUUCAGGGAUUAAUAAUGUAACUGUUACCAUAACUGUUUUUAUAAAAAUAACUGUCAAGUUUUUUAAUGAUACUUUUUUUGUUUAAAUAUAUGAAUAUAUAGCACCAUUUUUUUAAGAAAAAACAUAGACCCUUCCUCAUGAUGAUUUCGAUUCGACAUUCCCACAGGGUUGGUAAAAACAAACAUCAUGCCAACCAUUUUUUCUGCCCUAAAUUGACUCUUUUUGUUUGGGUUUGAUGUAUUUAGUAAGCUUUUUUGUUAACAUGCAUUUAAAAUCGGAGCUUGAAAUGUAUUUAUACUAUGUUUGACUUGUAAUGUGUUUAUUUGUUAUAUUGAUGAAUUUUAUUUGAAUAUAUGCUGUUUUUAUCCAUAGAAGCAAGCACUGCUUAGUCAUUUUGUUAUACUCUUAACUUUAUGAAUAAAUGAUUUUUCAAAUUUUG
Messenger RNA from Uloborus diversus, 3530 nucleotides. RefSeq names its product SH3 domain-binding glutamic acid-rich protein homolog. NCBI's taxonomy places the organism in Eukaryota, Metazoa, Arthropoda, Arachnida, Araneae, Uloboridae. The coding region runs from base 97 to 468 and encodes 123 amino acids. The transcript is spliced from 5 exons. Gene Ontology annotation, cellular component: cytoplasm. The record is from RefSeq and is a predicted model, not a curated record.